AUGAACGGAAAUUUAAAUAGUUAUGUGAUUGGAGUCGACCACGUUCGUUUCCAUGUCGAUAACGCUCUUCAAUCCUCGGCCUAUUAUUGCUCUCAUCUCGGAUUCACUCCGAUGGCCUAUGAAGGUCUUGAAACUGGAAACAAGGAUUUUUGUACUCAUGUGGUAAGACAGAAUGAAAUUAUACUGGCCUUUACAUCGGCUCUUCAUAAGGCUCCCUGUAGAUUGGAAUUGAACACCCAAUUACAUCCCUAUUUAUAUACGAAUUUGAGUCAUUGCCGACAUCAUAGGAUUGGCUCAUCCACCAACCAUCAUCAUCAUCACGAUAACAACUACAAUACAAUUCAUAACAAUUCAACCACCACCACGAGUGAUUCUCCAUACAUACAGAAUGAUCCCAUUUACAAAUUCUAUGAAUCUAUUCAAUCCCACGGAAGUAAUCAUGCUCAUGACUUGGCCUUGUUAGUAAGCAAUGUUGAGAAGGCUUUUGAACAAGCUUGCAAACAUCCAAAAACCAUUCCACUUUCUCCUCCUACAAGAAUUUACUGUAAUCAUUCCGAUGAUGAGGAUUAUAUAGAGUUUGCUUGUGUGGCGACUCAGUUCGGAGAGAAGGCUUGGAUUCAUACACUCAUCAAUCGAGAUCAUCAAAAAGCUUCACCAUUUUCGCAUCAAGCUCAUUGUAAUGGACAUUCCAAUCAUCAACAUUAUGAGGAGGAACAACAGGGUGUCUUUUUACCUUCCUUUAAGAAUACUUGUAAACGAAACGUGUCGAGCAUUGGUAAUUAUUUGGAAUAUUUGGAUCAUUUUGCAAUUGCCAUUCCUAAGGGAACUUUGGUUGAAUUAAUUGGAUGGUAUUCACAAGCUUUAGGAUUUGAACGUUUCUACAAUAAUGAUGAUGAGGAUCAACAAAAAGGAAUUCAAAUUAAGAGUUCAGAAAAAGAUUUGGGUGGCUUAACAACCAUGGUUGUGGCACCCUCAUUACUUUCCUCUCUGAAUAGACAUAUUGAGCUACACGGACUCGGAGAAGAUGACAGAAACACCAUCAGUGAGAAGGAAUUACACGAAAGAAGAGAACUUAUUGCUUCGAAGGUCAUGAAGAAAAUGAUUAAAUUUGUCUUGAUUGAACCAGUGAACACCAAACACUCAAAGAGUCAAAUUCAGGAAUUUUUGGAUUAUCAUGACGGACCAGGUGUGGCACAUUUGGCUGUUCACACAGAAGAUAUUAUCAAUGCCGUGUCCAAAUCAAGAAAGGUUGGAGUUGAUUACAUAUCUGUACCUCCCACAUAUUACAAGACAUGGAGAGAAGAGAAAGCAGAGCUCUAUAACAUGGUUGUUGAAGAUUGGGCUCUCUUAGAAGAGAAUACCAUUCUUGUGGAUGGCAUUGUAUUUCCAAAAGAUCAAGAUUUAGAAGACACUGCCGAGAAUUCCUCUUCACACAGUAAUAAUUUCCGUUAUCUUUUACAAACAUUUACCAAACCAAUCGAAGACAGACCAACCUUCUAUUUUGAAAUAAUUUCACGAAGAGGAAACAGUGGCUUUGGUAAAGGAAACAUCAAGGCACUCUUCGAUGCCAUUGAACGAUUACAACUCGAACGAGGGAAUUUGUUUAUCGAUUCAAAUGGAAGUAAAUAG
This is a messenger RNA of Naegleria lovaniensis, 1629 nucleotides long. RefSeq lists its product as uncharacterized. NCBI's taxonomy places the organism in Eukaryota, Heterolobosea, Eutetramitea, Acrasida, Naegleriidae. The record is from RefSeq and is a predicted model, not a curated record. The transcript has a single exon. Gene Ontology annotation, molecular function: 4-hydroxyphenylpyruvate dioxygenase activity. Bases 1 to 1629 code for a protein of 542 amino acids. Gene Ontology annotation, biological process: aromatic amino acid metabolic process.